AUGAGUUCCAAGAUCACGUACUCUCUUGAAGAGCUCUUGAGCCUUCAGUCGAAAGGCGUCAUUUUUCGAGAUACUACACUUCCUGACAAGGAAUUCUGGAGGUUCAAUGCAAAACUCAUAUCCAAACUCAAUGUUGGAUUGAAUCGGGGAAACCAAAAAAGUCACAACAAUUUAAAAAAGAAGACUCCCUAUAAACCUCUUGCUGAGGAAAACUCUGAGGAAGAAGUUCCGGAAUGGCUGAAUGAGACAGAUUUCCAAGUGGACAGCACUUUCGUUGGCUACAGUAGUAUCGGAUCCCAUACUUAUGAAGACUUCGAACGGGAAAAAAGAGAGUAUCACAUGAAAAAUGGCUAUUACGAUCAGCUUAAGCACGACGAGAACGUGAAGUCAAACCCAGCGGAUGAAGAUCACGCCUUGAGGGAGGGGAAAACAUCGUCUUCAUCUGCAGAAGAUAACCAAUUUGAUAAGGAGCUAGAGCUAAAGGACCAUCUUAAUCGGCAAUUUUUUGACAAUCUACUCAAAAGCAACCUAGAGUCAAAGCAGGACAUCUCUCAAGCUUUGCCACAACCAACUAUACAGGCAAGAACCCCAGAAACAUCCAAGUUUGAGCGAUUAUUUCAGUCUAAUAAUAGUUUGGAGUUGCCUAGUCAAGGUCCACAAUCCAAUUUCGCACCGCCACACUCUUCUCAAACCUAUGCUCCGCAAUAUGAAAGGCCCCGUAACACCUCUGCCCCACCUUCUGUGCCGCCUUAUGGAGCAAUGCUGCCUCCUGGUUUACCGAUAGGCCAUCAGCAGAGUCAGAGAUUUCCAGGUGCGCCCCUGGAUUUCAAUCCAGCAGGUCUGCCGCCGCCUCCGCCUGAAUUAUUGAAACUUAUUCAAGAAGGCAAACUGCCUCCUUUACCGGGAAUGUUUCCUGGAGUGACAGGUUCCAAUCCUCAGAUUCCUCCACAAUUUCCUGCAUUGUCUAAUUUUCCAGGGGCUCCCCAACAUCCGUCGAUGCCUCCCCCACCAGAGUUUAGCUUUCCCGUGGGUGCUCAGAAUUUAGUGAAUCUCAACGACCCCCGUGUUAAUUUGAGGAACUUGCCCAGGCCCCCACCUCCCCCUGGUUUGAUGCAAUUUCCUCAGUUUCCCCACCAAAAUGAUUAUUCCCAUGGCAAUCGUGGGCCAUCUACCUAA
This is a messenger RNA of Ogataea parapolymorpha DL-1, 1176 nucleotides long. RefSeq lists its product as uncharacterized. NCBI's taxonomy places the organism in Eukaryota, Fungi, Ascomycota, Pichiomycetes, Pichiales, Pichiaceae. The coding region runs from base 1 to 1176 and encodes 391 amino acids. The record is from RefSeq and is a predicted model, not a curated record. The transcript has a single exon.